UGUGGCUCCAAAUGGUAACAGCUGAGCCACUAAUCUACACAAUUAAAUAAUUAGUUGGGAUCGACUCAGAUCACUGCCCUGUCAUCUUUUCCAUUUCCAUGAGUGGAUGCUCAGAUCACCCCACACCAAGUGUCCUCCGCUCUGCUCUGCUCGCACGACUCGUCCAGCAUUUUCCAUCCGCUUUCUUCUCGCCCCAUUGGCGCAUGCAUCACUGAUUAGGCAAUGGUGCACUAGCUAGCUAGCUGCGUACCUGGGGUCGAUUAUCCGUGUCACUCCGGGGUGCACACAGACACAGGAGCAAGGGCAUAUGCUCUUACUAGGUUGUUGCGCUGGCGCCUUUGGCAAUGUAUAUAUAGGGCUGCACAGGUCUCUGCUGCUAAUACCUUCACAGAGCUAGCUGCAGAAAUAUACUAGCAAAAUCAGGAUGGGUGGUGCCGGCGGCGCCAAGGCUUACGGCGCGGUGGUUCUCAUCAGGGUCAUGUACUCCGGCAUGCACAUCAUGAGCAAGAUUGCGCUGGAUCAGGGCAUGAACCCCUUCGUCUUCGUCUUCUACCGUCAUACCACCGCCGCGCUCGUGCUCAUCCCUAUCGCUUUUGCUCUGGAGAGGCAAAAGACUAAACCUGUGACGUUGAAGAUUGCAGGGAAGAUGUUCGUGCACGCCUUGUAUGGGGUAACCGCAUGUGGCGUCUUAUUUAACCUUGGUCUCAACUAUGCGUCCGCGACAUCAUCGUCGGCGUUGUACAAUGUUCAACCGGUGGUUACCUUCAUCUUAGCGGUCAUAAUUGGGAUGGAGUCUAUGAAGCUGAAGAAGCUCCAUGGCAACCUAAAAGUGGCAGGCAUUCUCUGCUGCGUCGCCGGCGUCACGGUGCUGGCCUUCUACGAGGGGCCAAUGUUCAGAUCUUUCAACCAUCACCGGCUCUUCCAGCACGGCAGCAGCAACAGCUCCUCCGGAUCAGGAACCUACUCCAAGAACCAGUGGGUAUUUGGGAUUUUCCUCAUGACACUCUCCAACAUUUUAGCAGGCUUGUGGACUGUGCUUCAGGUGAAUAUGCAUACACUCAAAAUUCAGGUUCAUUUUCCAGAGCUUCAGACCCUGACGUGCUGCAACUUGUUGAUGGUUUUUGUGCAGGGGCCACUGAUAGAGGACACUUCCAAGCUUAUGAAUACCACACUGCAGAUCUCAUGCGCGUCGGUCCAGGCCUUCGUGGUGGCUGUCGCAGCCGAGAGGGAUUUCUCCAAGUGGAAGAUCGGCUGGAAUAUUAGUCUCGCCGCUAUCAUCUACAGCGGCGUGAUCGUGACCGCGCUUUCGUACUACAUGCAAAUGUGGACGAUCGCCAAGAGGGGGCCGGUGUUCCUCGCCAUGUCCAUGCCGCUCACUCUGAUCUUCACAAUCAUCAUAUCUUCGUUCGUUUUAGGAGAGGCAGUUAGCCUAGGAAGUAUAAUUGCUGGGAUACUACUGAUUGGAGGCCUGUACAACGUACUGUGGGGGAAAAACAUGGAGAGAAAAGACGACGACACGAACAAGAUGGGUGGCGGUAAACCUGCCCAGGAGCUGCAAGACAAGGAGCAGGCCCGAGUGCCGGAUGAUGCGGCGGCAAAGGUCUGAGCCAAGCAAGCAGUGAUCGGCGAUGGGACAGAAAAGAUUGUGUCAGGACAUACUACUGGUUCCAGACUGUGUUGGAAUGCAACGCAUGCACCGUGAACUGGCGGCAGGCCAGGACGAUAAGAUGGGCAGUGCGCCAUUGCUGUACCCACUUUCUGCCUGAUGGUUUCCUUUCAAGUAGCUAGUACCAGACGUCUCCCGUUGAUGUUGUAUGUACCGAAUUAAUAAAACAAGUUUCAGAUGCUUUUA
Triticum aestivum (bread wheat) is the source of this 1852-nucleotide messenger RNA. RefSeq names its product WAT1-related protein At5g64700. The transcript is spliced from 6 exons. The coding region runs from base 425 to 1606 and encodes 393 amino acids. The record is from RefSeq and is a predicted model, not a curated record. Gene Ontology annotation, molecular function: transmembrane transporter activity. NCBI's taxonomy places the organism in Eukaryota, Viridiplantae, Streptophyta, Magnoliopsida, Poales, Poaceae. Gene Ontology annotation, cellular component: membrane.